AUGAAGGCCAAGUUCGUGAAGUUCGGCAAGAAGAUCGUGGCCAUCGGCAAGAAUUACGAGGCCCACGCGCGCGAAAUGGGCGCGGCCUCAGCUCCGAAAGACCCCGUCCUCUUCCUGAAGCCCACCACCAGCUACGUGCGCAACGGCGGCAGCGUCCUGCUGCCCCCUGGGAUCGGCGAGGUGGUGAUUGGCAAGGGAGGCACGGAUAUCGCCGAGAGUGACAGCAUGAGCCACGUCGCAGGAUAUGCUCUGGCGAUUGACAUGACCGCACGCGACCUGCAGGCCAAGGCCAAGAAGGCGGGGCUGCCGUGGACGCACGCCAAGGGCCUCGACACCUUCACGCCCAUCAGCGACUUCAUCCCCAAGUCGGCCGUGCCCUCGCCUCACGACUUGAACCUCUGGCUGAAGGUGGACGAUGAGCUGCGUCAGAACGGCAACACCGGCGACAUGGUCCACAAAAUCCCGUUUCUGAUCUCCUACGUGAGCCGCAUCAUGACGCUGGAGGAAGGCGAUUUGCUUAUCACCGGCACGCCGGAAGGAGUGGGGCCUGUCCCGACGAACAGCUACAGGCAGGAGCCCAGCAUCCAUCAGCUUCAGUACAUUUUCAGGACGCUCGGCGAAGUUGGCGAUGAUCUGGGCUACAUGAAGGCGCGUGGAGGCAAGUGGGUGAAAGGCGAACUGCCCAAGUGCCGACAACAGUGCAGGCUUGCAUAG
Phytophthora sojae is the source of this 714-nucleotide messenger RNA. RefSeq lists its product as hypothetical. Bases 1 to 714 code for a protein of 237 amino acids. Lineage: Eukaryota; Oomycota; Peronosporomycetes; Peronosporales; Peronosporaceae. The record is from RefSeq and is a predicted model, not a curated record. Gene Ontology annotation, molecular function: acetylpyruvate hydrolase activity. The transcript is spliced from 6 exons. Gene Ontology annotation, cellular component: mitochondrion.